Scophthalmus maximus (turbot) is the source of this 4760-nucleotide messenger RNA. RefSeq names its product NF2, moesin-ezrin-radixin like (MERLIN) tumor suppressor b (gene nf2b). Gene Ontology annotation, cellular component: adherens junction; plasma membrane; filopodium. Gene Ontology annotation, biological process: positive regulation of early endosome to late endosome transport; positive regulation of protein localization to early endosome; regulation of gliogenesis. Lineage: Eukaryota; Metazoa; Chordata; Actinopteri; Pleuronectiformes; Scophthalmidae. Bases 473 to 2242 code for a protein of 589 amino acids. Gene Ontology annotation, molecular function: cell adhesion molecule binding; actin binding. The record is from RefSeq and is a predicted model, not a curated record. The transcript has 17 exons.
CUCUCUCUCAACGGCUCUGGGCGAGUCCAAAUUCAUGCACAUGCGCAGUAGUCGCAUCCCAGGCUGCUAUUCGUGCUCCCACCUGUAGAGUGUUGGGAGUCAAAACAAAAAACAAAAAACUCCCGGAAAGUCGCCUUGACUUUUUUAAUAGCAAGCUAACCAGCUUAAAACACUCAACUGUCGAUAACGUUAUCGAAUCAGUCUCCUUCUUCUACAGGGAAAACAAACGCACUUUAAGUUCGCGGGACAUUUUCCAUCAUGGAGAAUCCAAAGUUCCGCUCGUUCUUCGACUUGUUUUGGUCCGUUUUCGUGGCAUAGCCUCGGGAAGCUAACGGCUACCAGUUAGCAUAGCAUUGGUCUCACCACCACAACAAACAACAACUAAACAAAAAGCCUCGGCUGAGGAGCCUCGUCGGACGGCGGACGUUUCUCACUCCUCUCCCCAGGUGUCUUUGACAGCAACACCUUCAAAAUGUCAAUCCUGGGAUUGAAGAAGAAACAGCCCAAGACGUUCAAAGUCAAAGUGAUCACCAUGGACGCUGAAAUGGAGUUCAGCUGUGAGGUGAAGUGGAAAGGCAAAGACUUGUUUGACCUGGUGUGUCGCACUGUUGGUUUGAGGGAGACCUGGUUCUUUGGACUCAGGUACAUAGUCAAGGACACUUACGCCUGGCUGAAACCAGACAAACGGGUCUUGGACCAGGAGGUUCCCAAGGACUCUCCUAUAACGUUUCAUUUCUUAGCCAAAUUCUUCCCAGAAAAAGUAGAAGAGGAACUGGUCCAAGAAAUUACACAGCACCUCUUCUUCUUACAGGUAAAAAAACAGAUAUUAGAUGAAGAGAUAUUCUGUUCCCCUGAAGCAUCAGUCCUGCUGGCAUCAUACGCUGUCCAAGCCAAGUAUGGUGACUAUGACCCAAACUUUCACAAGCCGGGCUUCUUGGCACAAGAUGAGCUUUUGCCAAAAAGGGUUCUGAUGCAAUACCAAAUGACAGCCGACAUGUGGGAGGAGAAGAUCACAGCUUGGUAUGCAGAGCACAGAGGCAUCGCCAGGGAUGAAGCCGAGAUGGAAUACCUGAAGAUUGCUCAGGACCUUGAGAUGUAUGGCGUCAGCUACUUUGCCAUUACCCAAAAUAAGAGGGACACGGACCUGUUGCUCGGAGUGGAUGCUCAGGGUCUUCACAUUUACAGCCCCAACAGCAAACUCAACCCGAACAAGUCCUUUCCUUGGAGCGACAUCCGCAAUAUCUCUUACAGCGAAAAGGAGUUCACAAUCAAACCCCUGGACAAGAAGAAAGAGGUCUUCAAGUUCUACUCCUCUCAGCUGCGUGUCAACAAGCUGAUCCUGCAGUUGUGCAUUGGUAACCACGAUCUGUUCAUGAGGAGAAGGAAGGUGGAUUCAAUUGAAGUGCAGCAGAUGAAGGCUCAAGCUAAAGAGGAGAAGGCCCGCAAGAAGAUGGAGCGUCAAAUCCUGGCACGGGAAAAGCAGAUGAGGGAGGAAGCGGAACGAGCAAAAGAGGAGAUGGAACGGAGACUCUUCCAGCUACAGGACGAGGCCCGGCUGGCCAACGAGGCACUGCUGCGUUCUGAGGAGACUGCAGACUUGCUGGCCGAGAAGGCCCAAAUCGCGGAGGAGGAGGCCAAGCUCCUGGCCCACAAGGCUGCGGACGCUGAGCAGGAGAGGCAGAGGUUAGAGGUCACCGCCAUGAAGACCAAGGAGGAGAAGAGGCUGAUGGAGCAGAAGAUGAGGGAGGCGGAGCAGCUGGCUGUCAAACUGGUGGAGCAGUCCGAGAGGAGGUUGAAGGAGGCAGAUCACCUGAAGCAGGACCUGACGGAGGCAAAGGACGCGGAGCGCAGAGCCAAGCAGAAGCUGCUGGACAUCACCAAAACAACGUACCCUCUCAUAGCAGCUUACUCUGCUCCACCCGCUCCUCCGGAAGCGGCCGACUUCGUCUGUGAGUCAGCAUCUACUCGCCUCGACUUCAAGGACUCGGACAUGAAAAGGCUGUCCAUGGAGAUCGAGCGAGAACGGCUGGAGUAUAUGGAGAAGAGCAAACACCUGCAGGAUCAGCUGAAGGAGCUCAAGACGGAGAUCGAGUCCCUGAAGCUGGAGGAGCAGCAGCAACAGGCCGGCGUGUACAGCCUCCACAGUGAGGCGAGGGGAUACGUUCAGGAGCCCGUCUACAUACCUCACAGCAACCGAAACUCUGCGUACAUGUCUCAGAUGGCUUUCUUUGAAGAAGUGUGAUCCCUGUCCUGCGAGACGAGGAGGGAGGGCAACGGCCGCUGUGAUGCAGUAUUUUUUCAACAUAUUUGAUUUAUUUUUUUGAUUUUGAUUUUUUUAUUUGACUUCGCUGAAACUAACACUUCAUCACUAUGUGCCUCUCAAAGACUAAAUCCUCAACAACAGACAAACAGCCACUAGUUUGUCUGCCUGCACCAGGCCCGCCGCUCGGUUGUACCGCCUGACAAGCCUACAGCACCUUUUAAUGUUUCUUUCAUAUGUAAUGCACACGAGAGUGUGGGCCAUGUAUCGUAAACACCGAUUCAGGAUUUGGUGCUGAAGUUUUUAUUUGAUGUAUUUGUGUGGUUCUUAAGGGACACUUAGCUGUGAGAUGGUCAGAUAUAGAAUCAAGCCUUAAUGACAAGUUUUACAUCGGUGCCUUCACAACGUUAUGAGACAGGGAUUACGUUUUUCGGGUUGUUGUUUUUUUCCCCACCAGAAACUGGGUUUUUGCAAAGUCCCUAAUGUGAUUUAAUUCCGUACAUGAUCCUUGAAGGCUGGGGACAUUUUCAAAAGGUUAUUAAUAUGCUGAGAGUUUGUAAAUAAGCCUUUGGUAGUUUGCCUUUUCCUUUUCUAACCUCUAACAAGACGUUGUUGAAUUUAGCUAUGAAAGCUUAAUAUGAGCUAAAGAUAACUCAUAAUCAGUUACAAUUAAUGUGAAAAAAAAAUAAGAUUCUGAACUUUCUCAUAAAAGUAAUAAUUUCAACAGAAAGUUAAGUCCAGAUUUGUGUGUGUGUGUGUGUGUGUGUGUGUGUGUGUGUGUGUGUGUGUGUGUGUGUGUGUGUGUGUGUGUGUGUGUGUGUGUGUGUGUGUGUGUGUGUGUGUGUGUGUGUGUGUGUGUGUGUGUGUGUGUGUGUGUGUGUGUGUGUGUGUGUGUGUGUUUGUUUUUGAAUUUAAAAAAAAUGUUUCGCUCUUUCUUUCUGUUACAAAGCUCAUGAGCUACCUUUAUUGACAACAGCACACAGGUGCUUUUUGUAGUUUCCAGUGCUUCAUUGUGGUAGUUCGAUGUAAAUGUAGUGAACAAAUCACAAGCUCGAGCUCUGCCAUUUCAAGUCUUUAUAUUUUGUACUAUUUGGGCUGUUGAUGUGCCUUAAACUGUUUAUUUUUUAACAAUUGUGAUUUGAGUUUCUAAGGUUUAAUUGGAUUUCGUCGAUUGUCAGCAUUGGCGUUUCUUUUGUGGUUGAAUUGGAAGCCUGAUGGAUUUACAGAACAGUAGAUUGAUGGCUUUCUUCUUUUAAUUUUUUUUCUCAGGGCUUGUGUGUUGGAGACAAUCACUGCAGGUAGAUUCUUGUUUUUUGUUAGUUUUUUCCCCCUGAGCUUAACCAGUAUGGUAUCCAUUGAUGUUUACCUUUUUUUUUGAACAGGCUAUUUUUCACCAGUGAUUGACGUGAUUAAUGUUUUUGCCAGUAGCGGGUGGAUGCAUGCAAAGAUACAGAGGCGGGUCAAGUGAGUGAACCCUUACUCUACUACACUCCUCAUUACAUUGUUAAAAAGGGAGAGGCUGGACGCCAAAUGUCCAGCCAGAGAUUCUACGUGUUAGUUUAUGUGGAGCGGUCUGUGAAUCUGACUUCAUCAUGACUUAAAAGCGAUAAUUGAUUGGUUCAUUAUUGCCCUUUGUGACUGGGUUAUCAAUAAGUAAAGCUCACUUUGGUUUUGUGUCAGAGUUUCAAGUGAAAAUGUUUUUUUUUCCAUCAACACAUUGUGCUUCAGUUUGCUUCUUCAACCAUAUUUAUUUGUGCUAUGAAUCCUUUAAUAACAUCAUCUUACACAUUUUUUCGAGCUUGAUCGUUGUUGAGAACUUUAUUGUAAAUAUUGUUUGUUUUGAUUUUAUGUACAAUUGGAUUAUCUUGCCAAAUUGAAGUUCAAUGUCAAGGACCGAUUUCCCAUCUGAGAAGAUGAUGAUGUACGUUUGGUAUACAUGUAUAUGCACAAGAGUUUUGUCAAUGACUUGUAACCUCAACUUAUUCUGUGUAUUAUCAUUUCAUUACAUCAGUGUUUCAAACAUCCAGUAUGUUGCCGUCGUUGUCCUGAUGUUUGUGGCGACAUUUGCAGUUUGUCUCAUUGAUAAUUCUAAAACCAUUCUUUCUCCCUGAUGUCAGUGAAAUACAUUUCUCUAAAUAUGUGAUCUUAACAAAAGAAAAUAUAGAAAGUCCUGUCCAGCAAGUUUGGAAAUUUGAACAAAGAUGAAUUGUGCAAAAUUCUAAUUGUGUGUCAGACUCUAAACCACCAAGUUGUGUCCAUUUACAUUUGUCAUGUUGCAGUCGUUACAUUUAUAAGUGAACUAUGACCAAAAUGUUCAAGAUCACUCGGCUGUAUUUUUAAAAGUCCUGCCAUCAUUUAAAAUGAAAAAAACUUCUUAUUGAAAUUCAUUUGCAAAUACUGCAACAUCCAGCAUGAGAAAGUCUAUUUCACUAUUCAAGGGAAAUUAAAAGCAGAACAGUCUGUAAAAAGCCUCAUGUUAAAAUAAAUGUGUUUACAAAAA